UUUUUUUUUUUUAAAGAUAAAAAUUAUGAUUUAUUUAACAGAUGAUAGUAUUCAUUCCAUUUUACAAUACCUUCAAGAUGAUCGUUCAACUUUAUUUAAAUGUUUAUUAGUCAAUCGAUUUUGGUGUAAAUCAACCAUACCAUUGCUUUACGCAAAUCCUUUUGUAAAAGUAACGGAAAAAAGUUGUCUAAUCACUUUAACAUUAAUUCUUUGCUUUAAUAAAGCAGAAAUUUUACAAUUGAAGAAACAAUUAGGAUUAAAACAGAUUAAUUAUAUUAAUUUUAAUAAAGAAUACAAACCAUUAUUCGAAUAUCCAAAAUAUUUAGAAAAUUAUAAUAGUAAUAUAAUAAAUUCUAUUAUUUAUAGAUGGUUUGUUAAAUAUUGUUCAGAUUUAACAAUUUUUCAAAAAAUAUAUGAUGAUAUUAUUCCAAUAUUUCUUCGAUCAAUUUUAAGACAAAGUAGAAACAUUAAACAAUUAUAUAUUUCGUUCAAUUUAUUUUAUAAAGAAAAUUUUAAAAAUUAUAAUUUUCAAAAUUUCCCUUUAAAUUUAACAAGAUUAAAUUCUUUAUCAUUAGAAUUUCAUUUAAAAGGAGAAAUUGAACAAGAAUUUUUAAGGAAUAUAUCAAAUAAUUAUUUAAAUUCUAGUAAAUUAACAAUUAAAUUACCUAAAAUUCAUAGAUCAUUAUUUCAACAUGAUACUUUCGAUGAUUUGAUCAAUACUACUACUAAUACUUUAGAAAAGCUUUGUACAAUUAUUCAAAUGCAUAACAAACUUAAAAUAUUUGAAUUAUGGAAUUGUAAUUUUUUAUUAAAUAAUAUUCUUUUAUCUUUAGAAUUUCAAAAGAAUUCUUUAGUUCAUAUUGAAUUUAUAGACGCGGAUUUUAGUAAUAUUGAAUUAAAAAGUUUUAAUAAUUUAUAUAAUUUAAAAUAUUUAAAAUUUGAACAAUGUAGAGGUAUAUUAUUAAAACAAUUGGAGGGUUUAGAUUUAGCUUUAUUUAAUCUCAAGGAAUUAAUUUUUAAACAAAAUAAAUGGGAUAUUGAAGUUAUAACUUUAAUGAUCAAAUAUUUUGGAGCAUCAUUACAAAGAUUAUUAUUAGUAAUUGAAACCCCAACAAGUUCACUUAUUGAAAAUAUAUCAAUUUAUUGUCCAAAUCUUAAUUUUUUAAAAAUAACGAUUUCUUUAAAUAUAGAAUUAUCAGUGAUACAACUUUUUAAAAAUUUAAGAACAAGAAUGUUAAGUAUUAGUAUUUUUUAUAAUAUUGAUAAACUCUUUAUAAAUUUAGCAAAUAAUAUACCUAUUAAUAUUAGUGAAAUUUCUAUUUAUGUUUAUUCUCAUAAUUUUAAUAAUUUUUUAAAAUUUAAGGAAUUUUUAGAAAAUUGUCAUAAUAAUUUUGAAAUACUUAAUUUAAAUCAAAUUAUUGAAAUAGAAUUUCUUAAAAUUGUUUUAAAUUAUAUUGAAAGAAGUAACAAUAAUUUAAAAGUUCUUGGUAUGGUGAAAUUGAAUAAAGAAUUGAAUGAUGAGGAAUUAAAAUUAUUGAAUAGGAUUAAAGCUAAAGGAGUUGAAAUAAUAGAAUUUAGUGAAUCAGGUUGUUGAAAUAAUGGGUUCUAGUAGUAGUGGAUUAGUAUUAAUAUUUUAGUAAACUAAGGGUUUUUAUAGCUUUUUAUCUAGGGUUUAUUUUGUAUUUACUGUAUUUUUUAUUUACUUAUAAAUAAAGUCAAUAUUUAAAAU
Rhizophagus irregularis DAOM 181602=DAOM 197198 is the source of this 1729-nucleotide messenger RNA. RefSeq lists its product as uncharacterized. Lineage: Eukaryota; Fungi; Glomeromycota; Glomeromycetes; Glomerales; Glomeraceae. The record is from RefSeq and is a predicted model, not a curated record.